CGAAAUAAAUCAUACUUUACAAAUAUGGCAGAAGAAUCGGAAAGUAUGGAAGAGAAAACAAUCCGUGAAAAUGAAGGAAUUCUAGAACAACAACUUUAUUCUUCAGUGCUAUAUCAAGAUAUCACACAAUUUAAAGAACUUUGUUCAGAACUACCACAGGCGUUUGAUUUAGAUUUUUUUAUUGACUGUGAUAGAGAGGAAAACUGCUUAGUACUUCUGUCAUGUGCGAAACCAGUAGAAUUCCUCAGAAUUAUAGCUGAAGAAGGAGCCAACUUGUACGUUACGACUCCCACCGGGAAGAACGCUUUACACGUUGCUUGUGAAUACGGAAGGCUUGAUGUUGUGAAAUUUCUUGUGGAAAAUAUAAAAGACGAUUCUUUUCUCCUCGCAGAAACUGUGAAUGGACACAGUGUUAUAUAUUUCACCCUAUGCGCAGAACAAAACCGUGAAGAAAUACUAAAAUAUCUCAAGUUGACAGCGAAGAUAGACAUUAAUCGAGUACUUUCAAAUGGAUCUACAGAGUUAAUUGUGGCUGUCAAUGAGAAAAAAUUUGAGUCGGUUAAAAUUCUAUGUGAAUAUGGGGCUGACCCGAACGUUGGGGUAUAUCGUACUUAUAGGGCGAUCCACAUUGCCUGUCAACAACCGCAAAAUGCCAACACGAUACAACUACUAUUUGAUCAUGGGGCUAACAAGGACGAGCCGUGGAGAAAUGGUCAAUUUCCGAUCCAUUUGGCGAUCAAGCAUAGGUUUGAUGAAAAUGUAUCCGUUUUUUUGCAGGCUGGAGCGAAAUUUGAAGGACAAAUUAAGCUACACAACAGGAAAUAUAGAAACAUCUCUUAUAUUUGUUUAAUGGCUUGGAAAUGUCCAGUGCUUGUUCCAGACCUUUUGCGAAAAGGAGCUAAUCCAAAUGAUAUCCAUCUUCCGACCGGGUCUUCUGUGCUUGGACUUGUACUUGAAAACAAUGGAGGAAAAGAAACAAUAGAGGCUAUCAUCCAGUCGGGAGCUAAUCCAAAGGAGAAGCAUAGGGGGGAAUCUCUCGUAAAAUGUUGCCGAAAUCUGGAUCAGAUUUUAGUUCUGCUUGAACAUGGGAUAGAACUGAAAUCGAUAGAAAAUGAUUUGGGAAAAUCCUUAUUGAAAAUGGCUAUCUCGGAAAAUGAUCUUUUUGAUGAAGAACAUUUUGAGAGAAAAAUUCAAGUCCUCUUAUCCCAAGGAGCAAAAUUUCAGCCAACUCCAACAAAUGAAGACUCCGAACUUAUGUUGGCACUUAAACGUCGAUUUUUUCGUAUUGCGAACUACUUCAUUGCAAAUGGAGCAGACGUCAAACAUGUUGGUGAAAAUGGGAACACGGUUCUACAUUUAAUUUGUAAAGAAAAUCAUGGAUGGCCAAUUUUUGUCAAAGAAACACACUGUCGAAAUUUCAUUCGAGGUAUUCAAAAAGCUGGCGCAAACUUCAACGCAAGAAACAAAGUGGGACUUACGCCACUCUUAUGUCAUUUGUUUUCUUCGCCAAGACCUGACAAGUUCAUUUUUGAAAGUCUCAUUUCAAAAGGAGCUGACAUGUACGUCUUGCAUCCGUCUUCAAAGAAAUCUAUUUUAGCUUACAUAAUCGAGAAUAGUCUCACCGAGUUACUAGAUGUUGUCCUGAAGGCAAACUACAAUGUCAACAGACCUGAAAGCAACGGCGACGGUCCUGUCUUUUUAUGUCUUCUAGAUACUACCGUCAAGAAAGAGAUCUUUAGAAAACUGCUGGCAAACGGAGCAUCUGUAAAUGUCCAUGAUAAAAAUGGACAGUCCUUGAUUGAACGGGUGCUUCUUUUGAAGCAAAUUGUACCAUAUACACGUACACAAUCUCAUUGGUUACUUGGUUUCAUGAGGACAGUGCAUUUACCAGCACCUCACCCUGAAAUGACCGAAUUAUUGACAUUGUUGUUCAGUCGAGGGGCGGAUGUUAACUUUGUUGGAAAAGAUGGAAAUACGCCACUUUUUACAGCAAUAAACGAAGAAAUGUUCAAGACGGCGUUAGAUCUGAUAGAACGAGGAGCUGAUAUCAAUCAUAUUGCAGCAAACAAUUUGACAACACUUGAAUGUUGUUAUGCUGUGUUUAAGAAAUCCAUGAAAGAGUCGCACAGGUCUUUUUAUACAGCUACCGAAAUAUCUUGCCAACAUGUCAUGUGUGCAAUAAUCGGUGCUGGAUUCCACCUAGAUAGAGUGCUAUCAAAUGGUCUUCUUCCUCUGGAUAUGGCCUCCACCGUUAAGGACGCAGAUUCUGUGUUGGUGACCAUGCUUUCAUCUUUAGUUGAUGCACCAAGCUUCUCUAAGGAAAAAGACGGCUUUCUACACAGCCUUUUAGACAAACACCCAAUCACUAUUUUAGCAUUUUUAACAAAAAAUCAGCAUGUACAUGUCUCAAGGAACAAAGAUGGCAAAUCGGCUUUUGAAGUAUAUAGCGAGAACGUGUUUUAUGCACCAACAUGUGUGUGCAAGGAUUCAUCAGACACAGAUAAAAAACAGCUGGUGGAAUUUUGUCUUUUGCGUGUAAAGCUUGCAAUGAGAAAGAAAAAUCCACGUCUUCGCAUCUUUAGUCAACCAUUUGAAGCAAACAUUUUAUACAAACAUCAUCUAAAUAAUGAUAUCGAUUUGUCCGCUGUUUUGCCUGAACACAAGCUUCUUGAUGAUAAAAACACAAUGGAAUUCAAAGAUGAAAAAUCGAUGAUCGAAGCAUUAGAAAUCAACGAAACGGUUUUUAAAAACAAAAUGGAACGUAUACAUUUGCUGACAAAAGCUUUCACUGGUUCAGUAUAUCCACACAUUGCCGAUGCCAUGGAAGAAUGUUGCAGUGCAAUCGGGCGUCUCAUGGCCUUCGAAAAUGUAUCAGCCAAUCGAAAGCUGUCAUGGGGAAUGCAUCCAAUUUGUGUUGCAGUAAAACUUAAUAGUACCGAACUUGUAAAAUUCAUGUUAAUGAGGGGAGCUGAUCCUAAUAUAAUGGAUUCUUGGGAUGAAACACCGCUAUCUCUAGCAAUAAUACUUCAAAAUCUUGAAAUGAUUCAACUGCUGAUUAAAGGAAAAGCAAAUGUUAAUCACAUGGCAUCAAUUACAAGUGAUUUGCGGCAGUCACUCCUGAGCAGAAGUUUAAAGAUAUUUCUACACUCGCCAAUUCAAUGGGGUGUACCGAAGAACAACAUUCUGCUGAAAAUUGUUAAACUUUUAGUCGAAAAUGGAGCAGACGUUAAUCUAGAUGUGGAAAAUGUUGACUCCGCUUUGAUAGAAGCUGUAAGAAUGCAGGACUUUGAAAUUGUCACAUUUUUACUGAAAAGCAAAGCCGAUAUCAACCAUAAAGGAAUACAGGGCUUAACAGCCCUCCAUGUUCAAUUAAUGCAAAGACCUAUUUCAAGAUACAGAGAUGCUGACAGCAUCCUAAAUAUUUUAACAGCACACGGUGCAUCUGUUAAUAUUAAAUCAAUACAUGAUGAUGAAAGUAUGUUGAAUGUUCUAACAGCACACGGUGCAUCUGUUAAUAUUAAAUCAGUACAGGGUGAGACCCCAAUACAUGUGGCUUUAAGACAACAAUUCUUCAAAGUCAUUCCAAACCUCAUCUCUCAAAAUCUGGAGCCAAACAUAACAGAUAACGACGGAAUAUCAUACUUAAUGUUGGCUGCGCAAUUCGGGGAAGAAGACUUGGUUGAAAGUUUUGUCGAUAUUGGAGUAGAUUGUUCUCUUGUCGAUUCUAAAGGCAACAGUGCACUUCAUUAUGCAUGCUACGAAAACUUCAAAACAUCUGUAUUUCACAUUCUUUUAAGAAAUGGUUGCAACAUUAACUUGACGAACAACGAAGGGCUGUCACCUUUGAACAUCUAUUUAAUGAAAAACCUUAGAAUAGAUAGUUGCUGUUUGUUUUUUAAAAACGGCUCAGAUCCUUCAAACUGUAUUAAGAAUUUUCAUUCGCCACUGAUGAUUGUACUAGAAAAAGGUUCUGAUGAUAUGUUAAGGUGUAUAUUAGAACACGGUGUAGAUAUUAAUCAUCUUGGGGCAUCUGAUACCACAGCCCUACAUAUUGCAAUAGAAAAAGGGAUAAAUAGAGAGGAGAGAGUGAAUCAGUUACUUGAUGCUGGAGCUGACGUAAAUGCUGUUACAAGUGCAGGGUUAUCGCCCCUAUCAGUUUUGUUACGUUCCAGACAUUCCGAUGAAACAAUGCGUCUGAUGUUAAAGUUUAUAAAAUGCAAAGCCGAUCCAAACAUUGGAACUAAUCCUCCUCUCUGUUUUGCUUCCGCUGCGAUGAAUAUUCCUAUUAUGAAGACGCUUUUAGAGGCAGGAGCAGAUAUAAACAAAUCGAACACGGAUGGAGAAUCGGCACUUUGUUGUUGCCUUAAAACUAACCAUCGAGAUGAAACACUUAUACUGAAAAAUGUGACAUUUCUUGUCGAAAAUGGAGCGUCCGUCAAUGCAGAAAUGGGAACAGAAUCACCCUUACAUUUUGCUGCUGCAUCAAAGUUGCGAAGAACGAUCGAUUUUCUAAUCGAAAAAGGUGCAAACAUCAAUCAUGUUGGAAGUUGCGAUGUUACACCGCUGCUGACGUAUAUUUCAAAAAAAGAUUCACAAAGAUGGUGGAAUCACAACGCAAAUGAUACAAGUUUUCUUGAGUUUUUACUUCUUCAUAAUGCUAAUCCAAACGUUGAGGACCAUGAAGGUAAUAGUGUUCUGAACGUUGCAUUUUCGAAAGAAACAUCCAUAAAUAAUAUACGGAGUUUACUCAAAGCCGGUGCAGACCCCCUUCACAGUGGAAAAGAUGGGCUAAACGCAUACCAACAAGCGAUUGAAAAGGACUGGACCUACUUUGAAGUUUUAUUGGAAGAAUACAGAUCAGAACACGUCUCACAUGAAAUGUUCUGCAUGUAUUGGAAAAAGAUUUUCGAAUGGCAAAAAUCAAGAGGCAAUUAUACGCAAUUUGACAAAACUUCAAAGACAUAUAUUGUAGUCAUGGGUGUGUCGUUGAAGAUUCUCUCAUGCACUAACAAAAUUAAUGUGCACAUCACCGACAAGAAAGGAAACACCCCACUGAUUUUUUUCAGCACGUUGAACGAAUGUUCCAUCAUAAAGAUUUUGAUAGAAAAGGGAGCAGAUAUAAAUCGCGUUGGUGAGAAUGGAUGGAAUGCGCUUCAUGCUUUAUAUGCAAGUUUUGAUCCUGAGUCUAAAACAGAAGCAUUUGACUUGCUUUUAAAACAUGAUGGCGAUUUUACCACUGCAGACGAGGCUGGAAAAUCUGUUUUGGAUAAAGCUAUUGAAGAUUAUUUGGCAUCCUCAUACUUAGGUAGAUAUAAUACGCCAAGAGACUUUCUCCUCUGUGUCUUGAACUCCGGGAAACAUAUAAGACGUUGUGAUGAUAUAUUACUCCAUGCUGCCAAAUUGGACGACUUCCGUAUCGCAAAAUAUAUGAUUCUUGAAGGAGCAGAUUGUACAGUAAAAGACCAAGUUGGAUAUAAUGUUCUUAAUCUAUGGAUAACAGGCAAAAAAGCAGAGAAAUCCUUACGGCAGUGUCUAGAUUUUAUCGAGACUUACAAAAAUCAUGGUGGCCCCUUGUCGGAAAUGGAUAAAAACCAAAACACCCCUCUUAUGCUGUUUCUGAGUUCCAGCCUUUUACCAUCUUCAUUUGAUGAUGAAAUGUAUACUAAUGCAUUAAUUGAUAUGCUUACGAUCAAUAGAACUAUUGUAAACAAAACUAACUUAAGCGGAGUUACACCUAUGGUAAAAGCAGUCUCAGUUGGAGAUUAUUAUUGCAUAAAGAAACUUUGGGACAAAGGUGCAAAAAUCAAUAUCAAAGACAGACAAGGAAAUUCACUCCUUCAUCUGAGCACCUUAAGUGCACAACAUAGUUCCAGCAUUUUUGAAAUUAUGUCAUUUCUUCUUGACAAAGGAGCUAGUGUUCAUGUCAAUUCAAAAAAUAAGUUCGAAGAAACCCCUCUUUAUUUAACACUAGAAAGAGUUUCAAAUUCUACUGAUCGCUUCAAUUGUGUCAAAUUAUUACUCAAGAGUGGAGCAAAUCCAAACACCGGAAACACCGGCGAAAAAAGUCCAUUAGGAAAGGCAGUAGACAUCCAAGAUGUUAUGUCAGCAAACCUUCUAUUGCAACAUGGCGCUAAACCACAGCUUGAUAAAGGAUAUCGUCGAUCCUUGUUGCCUUUGCAUAGAUUAUUCAGAUGGCGAAACUCACAGGAUCAACAACAAGAUAUUCCGCUGUUUUUCAUUCUUCUAAAUGAAAGGAAAAGCAAUAUUUAUGAAACAAUCGAUGGAAAACCAAUAUUGCAUUUUCUUGUCCUAACAUCUGAACAACCAGACGUAGUAAAAACAAUUAUUAAUUUGGGUGCCGAUGUUAACACAGAGGAUAGUUCAGGGUUUUCGGCAUUGUAUGUUCUUUCUUCAAACUAUAUACCAGAUAAAAGAAAAGCAGAUAUAGGCAAAGUUCUUCUUGAAAACGGAGCGAAUCCCAACCAAGGAUGUAAUUUAUCCCAAAUUUUGAACAAUUCUCGUCAUAAUGAUCAUAGCAAAUAUUUGAUCAAAACCCUUUUGGAUUACGGAGCCAAUCCAAAUUUAUAUAAAGGACAACGACCUAAUAUAAUACAAGCAGUCAAGAAUACAGGCACAGAAGUAGUUGUACAGCUAUUGGAAAAAGGCGUCAAUGUGAAUGCAAUGGACGAGGGGAAGAACACAUGUUUACACUGGGCAAUAUCAUCAGAGAAAACUGGAGAUCAGAUUAGAACUGCGUCGCUUCUAAUAUCCCAUCAAGUUAUUCUGGACACAGAAAACAAAAAAAAACAAACUGCUUUAUCGUUGGAGAUUGAAAGGUUGGCAAACUGGACUACAACCCAAUGGCCUUCAGACGGAGUUACAAUCAUUGACCUUUCACUCUUCAAUCUGCUGAUUUGUGGAGGAAGCGAGUCAUUAAUUAAAACACUUACGACGAGAGAUACAAGUACUUCACCUUUGGUAAAAUUGAUAAAAGCAGGCUUGUUGAAAACAGCAGUGACACUGGUAACAUGCGGAUAUGAUUUAAGUCAUGAUGAAGAGUUUGGACAGUUUGAUAUUUCUAAAAACGAUUGGUCAACGGUUUGCAAAUACAGGCCAUAUAAACGAAUAAAUUAUGAAAAUGACGUAUUGCUUCUAGAAAAUGCCAUUGCCGACUCUAAAAAAGAAGAAAUACCAGCAUUGGCACUCACAUGCAGGAAAAUGAUUAGACAACAUUUGGCUUUUUGUUCCAAAGGAGCAGAAUUUGAAUCAAAGAUAAUGUCAUUACCUCUUCCCCAAAAGAUGAAAUCAUUCUUGUCUUUUCGAGAAAGCACAUUUGAGCAAGAAAUAAUCGAAAUAAUGGAAAGUACCAACAAUAGACAGAGCUGUGAUGAUUCUGAUGAAGACUUUUAUGUCGAUUCCGAUUAUUACGAUUAUGAUGAUCAUGAAGAUUUCGGCUACUGUUACAUGUAUGAUGAUUCAGAUUAAAAUAUGCCGCAAAAAUAUUAUUAUAUUAAAAAUUCAACUGAUUCGUGAAAAAUUGUCGCGUUUCUGAUACUUUACAGAACUAGCAAAAGAAAUGACUUUGAAAAAAUUGUUGACGUUAAAGUUCACCUUAGCAAAGGAUUAAAUUGUUAACCACAUAACCCGGACCAAUACUUUGGCCUAAGAGAGAUUUAAACUUUAACAAAGAAAUAUAUAGGGAGAAUGUUCAAAACACGUUCUUGAGAACCACAACACUACAUUUUGUAAGAUUAUUAUGCAAUCAUGCUUAAAUAGUGUGUAUUCUAAAAUGUUUAAACCGUUACCCCCACACCAAAUCUGGUGCCCCAGGAUAGGUUUAAAGUUCCAAAUUCAAGUAUGGGAUAAUCAAAAUCAAAUGUGUAAUAUUAUUAUGUAAGGGUCCUUUAAUAGUGUACUUAUAUAUAUUUUAUAAUGCUUAAACCCGAUCACCAGACGAAUACUGGGUUCCUGGGAUAUGUUUAAAGUUCAUAUGAAUAUAAAGGAAAAUGUUUAAAAAUCUUAUUCUCAAAAUAUGCAAUGCUACGUUUAGUUAUUUACUAUGUAUUAGCAUGUCUUCAUAUCAAGGUUUUUUUUUAUAAUUAUGUAUAAGUUUAUUUUACAUUUUUUUAAUCUUUACUGCGUUGAGGCUAAAUAUGGUAAUAAGAUUGGCCAGUUAAUGCAUUUAAGAUAUUGGGUCCAAGAAGUAGGCUUCUUUCUAUGUACUGUUUCAUGUUUUGUCAAAUUUUGGAAUAUAUGAGAGUCUUACAAUGCUAAUAAACAUUAUCAUAUAAAAACAUUUUGAAUUAAAAUAUCUGAUACAAGAAUUAUUGUUUAGGUAAGCGUGAAUCAAUUGCUUAUUAAAAUGCUUACAUAAAUAUAACAUGUCGUUAAGUAGCGUACGAGGUAUUAGAUUUAUAAUUGGACCAAGAAAUAUGGCUGUUCGAAAUGUCUAAAAGUCAAAUAAUCAUCUGAUCAGAGAGAUGUUCGUAUGAUAUGUUUCUUCUUUACCUACUAAGAAUUCCUUUUUACAUUACUGAUAUGUAUUUCAAUUGUAAUGUAAUCUUUUAAAGGAAUAUUUUUUAGACAAAAAAAGUGCUUACUGAUUAUAUUUCUAAAAUGUAUGCCAAUCCUCUUGAAAGCUUAUUCUUUAUGUUAUGGACCAUUAAAUCGCUACAUUUCUGAUAUUUUGCGAAAUCAAAUGUUACUUUUUAAUCAUGAUAUUUCCAUUAUCUGUCAUUAUAUAUUUUUUGCUGCUUGAGUAAAAUAAAAUUAAGCUUCAAUGGU
Molecule: messenger RNA, 8784 nt
Organism: Magallana angulata
Lineage: Eukaryota; Metazoa; Mollusca; Bivalvia; Ostreida; Ostreidae
Exons: 26
Coding region: 25-7485 (2486 amino acids)
Molecular function (GO): protein binding
Source: RefSeq, a predicted model, not a curated record